CGAAAAUGGGUCAACUAAGUGACCAUCCAUUUUGAAAGUAAAAAUACACUUUGAUUCGAGUGUAUUCGGUGAUAAAAAUCUUACUAAAUUGUGAGAAAUAAAAGUUUUUGACCGGCAAGAGGAUUGAAAUGAAUUCACGAUAAAUAAUAAUAGCUGAAAGUUUGACUCAAUACAGUGUAAAUAUAAAAGAAGUUAAGUAAUGAAAGAAGAACGCGCGCGCGCUCUCUGGCCCAAACGGGCGGAAAUGCGUUGUUCUCCCGCAGCUAACGAGCUUGUGGUUGUGCAGGAAAGGAGUUAAAUGCGUCAAGAUCGAACUAGUCGACGGCAAACGCGAGACUGCGAGUGUAUCGGUAUAAAUCGAGCUGUCGAGCGGGUGGGAAGAGGGAUUUGGAUGGAUUCUAGGCGGCGAGGGACGCCAUUUUGAUAUACGGUCGUACGUCAAGGAACGCUGAGGUACGUUGGGUUCGUGCGGCGCUUUGGUCCGUAUACGAAUCACGAUCCAACCCCCCCGCGUGCUGUCUCACAGACUUACGAAUCGAGCUUUACCUCCGGCCGUCUUGAAAAACGAGGCCUGGAAAGUUUACUGAAAACCGAUUAACUUUGUUAUUUUUAUUAAAUCUGCUCAUGCUUUUUGGUGAUGUAGUCAUCUAUGUUGGCGUUAGCUUGGUGUGCGCGUGCGAACAAAAACUUCUCAACGAAGGAUUCGUAGCCAUCAUCGGAAAUAAAUCCAAUGAUGUAGGGUAGAGUGACAAGUGACAGGUGAAUCGAUUAGUAUUGACGACUAUUAAGGAGUUAAUAACUAGUGGCUAAUAAAACAAUUAAACAAAAAACUUGAACACCGAUCUUUUGAUAUAUUUUGUAGAGCGGCAAACAAGUUCAGUUUAUCGUAGUGGUUGUAGUAACAGUGAUGGUGAUCUGAAAAGUACCUCCCAAUGUCUUCAGAGUGGCUUUCAAAAGCUUAUCUGAGGCAAGGGAGCAGUGACUUGUGUAGAUGUAUACUCAUAAAAGGUGCCCAUGUGCGUCCGCCAAUUAUUUAUUGCCGUCGUUAGCUUCUCGUGGCUCACGAGUGAACUUCAAUUGGCACGAUAACGCGCGCCACGGCCAGAAAACAUGAACAUGGCCAAGAUCCUCAAUAAGGACCCAGUUACCUACGAGAGGGAGAGGCAAAAUUUUAUUAAAGAGUUACAACAUUUUCAUGAAACACGAGGAACAUCAUUUAAGAAAUGUCCAAAAAUUAGUGGCAAUGACAUAGAUUUAUACCUACUGUACGUUCUUGUAACUGCUCAUGGAGGAUGGAUCAAGGUCAAUACACGAAACGAAUGGGCUUCAUUAUGUGAACAAUUUCAUCUACCAGAUGGCUGCGUUAAUAGCGGAGUUGGUCUCAAGCAAAUUUACCUCCGAUACCUGGAUCGAUAUGAAAAGGUUCACUUCCUUGGAGAAGAUGGCCAACAAGCAGACGAUGAUGACGAAGAUUCAAGACAUAGAAAAUGGUCCGCCAGAUCACUUCAUUCAGUUCCAUUAACUUAUAAUCAUCAUCAACAUAAUGUAGCAGAAUCUCUUCGUGAAUAUAAUGGUCUGUCAGCAGACCUUUACAAGCCAUCAAAUUACGAUAAACUCAGCCUCUCAUUACUCUCACCUCUGCCCAAUGAACAAGACUUUGCGAUUAACGUCUGUACUCUACUAUCAAAUGAAGGAAAACAUACUCUUCGUUUAGACAAGUAUCCUCGUUUAAUUAAUAUUCUUCUAGCCCAUGCUGGAGUUUUUGAUUCACCAGGAACCCGGCAACUUUUUAUUGAAGUUUAUUCACGUGUAAGGAAUUACUCUAUUAACUCGUUUUGGUCUGAUGUUGUGGAUUCUCCAUCAGUCCUUGAUCUCACAGAUGAACGUUCAUUUAUGAAAAAGCCCUCCAGUUGUCCCAAUACAUUCUUACGUCGGAAAACUUUAGAAAAAGAACGAGGAAAGAAGCUAAAAGAAUCUAAAUCUGUUACUGAAGAUGCUGAACCAAUGGAAGUUGAUUCACCAGAAUGUGAAAGAUUGGAAAUACCACCAUUUUUUGAUGAAAAUUUAACAGAUCAAAAUCAGAAUUCAAUCAAAUUUGAAGAUGAGGACAAAGACUUAUUUUGCAUGGGUAGAACUUUAGGUACUCAAGAUCCUUAUGGUCAACGAGUAUUACAGAUAGCAUCAAUCUUGAGAAACUUAAGUUUUACAAGUGAAAAUGCUGCAGUGUUGGGUAGAAAUCGUUGUUUUCUAAGAUUUGUACUUCUAAGUGUAUGUGCGCGAUGGAGUAAUCUUCAUCAAUUAGGAUUUGACAUUCUUGGAAAUAUAGCAAACGAAAUAAUUCUUAAAGAAGCCGGGGAGAGGCUAAGCGAAGGUAUUCUUUCUUGUGUAAUAAAAGGAAUAGAGUCUGCUGAUCGGUUUAUUGCUAUUUCGUGUCUAGAGGUGUUAAAUAAACUUAGUCAACAGGACAGCAAUGAAGAAAUAGUAACAUUUGGACUUGAUGAUAAUGUUUACGAGUUAAUAUGCAGGUUUUUAGCACUUAGUGAUAUCGCAUUACUUGUUUAUACACUUGAGUGUUUAUAUGCAUUAACAUCAUUAGGUGAAAGACCGUGUACAAGUGUUGCUAAAGUUCGGGGUGCCAUUGAUACUCUCGUAGCACUUGUAACCGUGGAAGCACAAAGCUAUGGACCUAAAGCAUGUAUUUUGAUGAGAGUUGUUGAAACAGUGUCUACUGUACCUGCUUCUACAACAAACAGUGGUCAAACGUCUGUAUCCUCAACUGUGACUACUGCUUCUACUACAAAUGCAGUAGUUACAACACCUGUUGCAUCUUUAACAUCAACAACGACGACGGCGACUACGACAGCCACGACAACUAUGACAAUAUCAGCACCUGUUAGUCCUGUUACAUCACGACCAACUACACCAGCUGCUCCCGUAUCUAAAGCUGCAUCUAAUAAACUUGCUGAAGCAGCUAAUUCACUCCAACAACAGCAUGCUCAUCAACAGAUUAUUCAAGAAAAUGAACAGUUUGCUCUAGGGUGGUUAAGAGCUACUUUCGAGCUUGCUCCUGGUGUUAAAAUUGAACAAGAAGAAUUAUAUAAAAAGUAUCUUGGGUGCUGCACGAAAAUCGGAAGAAGAGGAGUCAUUGCACCACUUCAUUUUCCUAGAUGUGUUAGGUCUGUCUUCGGUGGUACUAUAGGACCAAAUCCUGCUAAAGGAGAAACCACUGGCACUCAAUACUACGAAGGGAUUAGAGUUCGAGCCACUCCUGCACCAGUAACUUAUCCGAGCCAAAAUGCUGUUGCAAUUAAUGCAGUUUCUUCAGCGGCAAUAACCACACCGCCAGUAAAGGUGCUUCCUGUUCAACAGCGUACAGUCACGCCCAUAAAUCCUGCACCUGACAGCACAGCCCUAGACAAAUCAUCCAAGUUUUCAGCAACACCCGCGUCCCCUAUACUAAAAGCCCAGUUGUCAGCCCCACCAAAACCAUCCCCAAAUCAACCCCACAAUCCAGCCACAAUCACCAAGGUUGACUCUAAAAGUCAGGUAUCAGUGGCACAUCCUCAUUUGAGCCAAGCAUUACUUGCAAGUGGCUCCCAACCCCAACAACAACAACAGCAACAGCAACAACCAACUCAGUUACAAGUUCAACAACAACAACAACCACCAACUCAAAUGCAAUCUCAUGUAAUUCAAGUAGUGACGAAGGAUGAUAAUCGAUCUGGAACAACAUCAAGUUCAAUAAUAAAAAGCCUUUUGGCUACAAAGGUAACCGUCAGCGGCGACUGCAUGCCCAGCGCCGCUGUGACUUGUGUGUCUCCCUCGAAUGCCUGCGUAACAAAUACUACUGUUAGCAUCGCAUCCAGCAUCAGUGCCAAUCAACUAAUAACCAGCAACCAGGUUGCACAGCGACAGCAGCAACAGAAACUGCUUCAACAACAGCUAUCUGGAGGAAAUCAAGUAAAUACGGUGAAUGUUAUGCCAGUAUCUACUAUAAUAUCGACACCCACAACCACUUCUGCACAAACGACUCUUCCUUUAAAAUCUCCAGCUAACUCAAAAUUGAAAAAUAUUACAACCUUAAAUGCUCCUGCCAAAAAAGUACAAAGGGUUAAUGGAGCUAAAAUUGUUGUAGCUAAUAAUUGUGACAAGACUGACACACCUGAUAGUGACAAUCAAUUAACGACAAUGAUGACUCCAACGAUGUCUGCAAUGACAGAAAACCACAUAAAUGCUGCUUCAAAAGUAUGUAAACCCCCACUAGGUACAGCAUCAGUUUCAAGUGUAAAACAAUCAAACAUAAGGCCAGUUUGUACUUCAUUUGGCGAAGACUCAGAUUCUACCAAUAAUUCUUUAGCUUCUAGUAGUGGAAUUGGCGGUAGUCGCGAUUGUCCAAAUGUUGGAAUCGAAGAAGAGAAUUCUUUAAUUAGUUUUGAAGGGAUUUUACAAAACGGAGCUUCGGGAAGUUUGGACAUUGAUCCUCAAGAGGAUGGAUCGUCAAAAGAUUCUUCUAGUUUGAGUUCUAAAGAUAAUAAACCAUUAGGAAGUUUGAUGUUGGCAGAUUUACUGGAAAGGAAGAUUGAAAAAGACCCAUUAGUUAAUGGAGUGAUUGGUAAAAAUUCUUCCAGAGAUAAGUGUUCAAAUUUAGUUGAAAAUCAUAUUAAUAAAGCGCUUAAAGAUUUACCAGACUCAUCAGUGAAAACGGAAUUAGAACCUGGACUUUCUGAUGAAACUUUAAUUGAAGCACCCAGAGGAAUUAAAAGAUCACCAAGUGAAUCUGAAGAGCCUACAAAAAAACCCAAGUAUUCUAAUGGUACUACAUCUCCAGAAGUCAGCGUUGAUGGUGCAACAGUAGAAUCUACUAUGUCUAGCUUAAAAUCUGAACCUGAGGAUUCAGAGGAUAAAGACAAUGAAAAAGUUACGGUGUCAUCAACGGCAGCUAAUUUAUAUGCAGCGCUCGCUGCUGAUUGUAUUGAAGAUGAGACAGACCUUGAUGAACCGAUUAAAGAAGAACCAGUAGUAAUCAAAGAAGAACCUCGAGCAUUUAUUAAUCAAAUUGAUUCUCAAAUUCAACAACAAGUGUCCGCACCAACUCAACAACUAAUUGUCACUGCACCACGACAAAUUGUUGUUCAACAAGCGAUUCAAGCUAAUAAUCAAGUUAUCAUUCCAACAACUCAGAUGAAGGCACGAGCAACUUCACAACCUCAGGUACUUCUUCAACAAAGUGCUGGAGGACAGCUUCAGUAUGUAGUGUCUGGUGGAGUUCCAGGUCAAAAUUAUGUUUUAGCACAAUCCCAGACUGCAUUAGUUCAGGGUCAAGCCCAAACAGUGCUUGUGGCACAAACUACUCAACAACAAGGCACUGGGGCGAAAACGAUUAUUAUACUCCAGCCUCAAUCUUCAAGUCAAACGAGUCCAAAAGUUGUCGCUAUGACUCCUCAAGGUCAACAAGUUGUUGUUACUCAAGUUCCCCGGCCAAUUAUUCAAAGUUCAGCUCUUGGAAAUAUCCCGCCACCUCUUGUUCCGACAUCUGCGGCUAUUCCGCAAGGAAUUAUUGUUAACAGUUCGAUAGCACAAAGUAACACGAAUACAGUGACUGUAACUAUUCCUGCAAUGGCCCAAGCAUGUCCAGUGACUAGUAGUGUUCCUUCUCGAGUUGUAACGCCAACACCCGCAUCAACACCUCCCCCAACAAGACCUACUACUCCCCAUCAAGUUGCUGCUACUCAUGCAGUUAGUGCUAAACAACCAGUUAAAGUAGUUAAAGCCACCAAUUCUAAUGUAACUACAUCAACUGAUAACGAUUCAAAAGCUUCAGUGAGUCAGUUAACUGGAGAUAAAACUAUAACGAUAAAGAUCGACCCGAAUGCUUAUUUAUGUGAGUGGCGGGGGUGUUUACGACAAUUUAAAUCUGCUCAUGAAGUUUAUCUCCAUGUUUGUGAAGCUCAUUGUCCGUCAGGAUCUGAUGAAAUUUUAUGUUUGUGGGCCAGUUGUGACGGAUUGAAGAGGAGGAGAUUUUCUUUAAUGACACAUCUUUAUGAUAAACAUUGCAAUUCAGAGAGCAUGGCUGCGAGAAGAAAACAAUUAACUGCCACUGGAAAAACUGAAGUUUCAACUUCUACUCCUCAGACAUCUCAUCACCCAGGUUAUGCACCAAAUGCUGCCUUUCAUGCAAUUAAAAGACAUGCUCUUGAAUUCGUUAAUCCGAAGGAAUUGAUGCAAAGGCCAAGCAAGCCGGCUGCUACUACCGUGAGUUCUUCUCCCCGACCUGGGCAAAAUCCUCCACCAGAGCAGGACGAUAAUGAAGGUCCUGUUACAAAAAGUAUUCGCCUUACGGCAGCUCUAAUUCUCAGAAACCUAGUCAUUUAUUCUGCCCAUGGAAGAAGGCAUCUUCGAGCAUAUGAACCUCACUUGGCCGGAGUAGCAUUGAGUAAUGUUGAAUCAUCGAGGACAAUUGCCCAAGUUCUCUAUGAUAUGAAUGAUCAGAGUAAUAAUAAUCGCAGGUGACCUUUUCAAUGAGGAUUUCAAUGCUAACAUUGCUGUUUGUUUCCACUUAAAUGAGCAUCGAUCAAUAUAAUUAUUAUUACUUGUAAUAUUACUAUUCCCACUACAAUUACAUUUACGUCUAUAAUUAAUGAAUCUACUAUAACUAAACUAUUGCAUUGCUACGUAUAGAGACAUGAAUUAAAUUUUUAAAAACAAUAAACGAAAAAGAAGAUUUUUUCCUUUAUGAGAAAUUUAAUCCAACAAACUGAGAUAACUCCUCCCUUCUUUAUUUAUUUAAAAAAUUCGACGCUCAAAUUAUAUAAAUAUAUAAAUAAAUAUAUUUACACAAUAAAUAACACUUCUUUUUCGAACUUCUACGUGAACACUAAGAAUACUGUAUAAGGGAUUCAAUAAUUUGGUACGAAAAAUAUUACAAAUGUGUGAAUGACAAACUUUUUUCAAAUUCAACAAUAACGAUUAAUAUACACAUACGAAGUGAGGCCUAUUAACUUAUUAGGCAACAUCUAAUUGCCAAGUUAGAUUUAAUGUAUAGAAUGAAUAAAAAAAAAUAAAAUUAAGCGUACAUAAAAUACAUGAAAUUUAAUCAGUAGAAUGAAAAAUGAACGUGACGUAGAUUAAUAUUCAAACUAAUGAAAUAGGAGGAAUGCGAGAUGAUACGGGUGGGACAAUUUAAUCGAGUAUUAAUUGAUAAGUUCAAUAUUACUUUAUAAAAUACGAUAUGAAAUGAAAGAGAUAAAGGAUAAAAUAAAAAGAAAAAGGUAAUGAUAGAUUUAAGAAAGAUAAAGAGACGAAAAAUAUUAAAUGAUUGAGAUAAUUGAAAUUUAAGGUUUAUAUUUAUUUUCUCAAUGAAAAAAAAAAAAUGUGGAAAUGAUAAUGAGUACAUAAAAGAUUACAUGAUUUUAGUAAAAGUGUACAAAAUAAAUGUGUUUAAGUAUACCAGUAAAAUGAUGAAAUAAUUUAUAAAUAAACAAGAUUAAAUCCGUGACAUAAAAUAAUAACAAAUGUAAUGUAUGACUUGCAAUGGAUUCAUCUGUCUUACAUGGAUUUAUGAUACAUGAUAUUUAUAUUCCACAACUCUGUAAAGUUAUCAUUAAUAUCAUUCAUUCAUUCAUUCAUUCAUUUAUUCAUAAUUAUUAUUAUUGUUAGUAUAUUAUCAAUACUAUUAUUUUAUGUAAAAUGUAUUUUUUUUUACUGUAUUGACUUUGAUAGCGCAUUGAUAUUAUUAUGAAUAUUAUUAGAAAUUUUAUUAUUAUGCAUCUUUUCUUUUUUCUAGUUUCUUUGCACUGUAUUAUGAAAGUGAGAUGUAAAAAUGCUAAAUGAAUGUUAUUGUAAUUCAAUUGAUAAGUAGUAAAAAAAAUUUAGUUCGGUUUAUGGUAAAUAGCGUAAAUUAUAAAUGGAAGACUCGGUAAGAAAUUGUUUUUGAAAUUAAAUAAUUUUUUUGAUAAUUUCCUAACUAUUUUUUUGAACAAUUUUGCAUGUAAAAAAUGAUUCUAAGGAAGGAAAAAAAUGAAAUUAUA
Molecule: messenger RNA, 8027 nt
Organism: Chelonus insularis
Lineage: Eukaryota; Metazoa; Arthropoda; Insecta; Hymenoptera; Braconidae
Gene: Bap170
Product: Brahma associated protein 170kD
Exons: 13
Coding region: 1111-6510 (1799 amino acids)
Biological process (GO): regulation of DNA-templated transcription
Cellular component (GO): SWI/SNF superfamily-type complex
Molecular function (GO): DNA binding
Source: RefSeq, a predicted model, not a curated record